Molecule: messenger RNA, 681 nt
Organism: Trichomonas vaginalis G3
Lineage: Eukaryota; Parabasalia; Trichomonadida; Trichomonadidae
Product: motor protein
Exons: 1
Coding region: 1-681 (226 amino acids)
Cellular component (GO): myosin complex
Molecular function (GO): cytoskeletal motor activity
Source: RefSeq, a predicted model, not a curated record
AUGUCUACUCCUUCAGACCAGCCUCUUCAGCCAAGCCUUGCUCCAAAGAGAAGAGAGCGUCUCACAUCAGGUGGUGAUCAAACACCAGAAGAAAUUGCAAGAAAACAGGCUGCAGACGCUUUUUUCAAAGGUAAAAAGCAUCGUCGUGAGUCUUCCGCAAGUAAAUACUAUAUUGGCGAUCAUUUAGGUAUGCAUGAAGAUAAUGUAGUUGACCAAAUUCUCUUUUCUUUCAGCCCACCAGAAGAUUUGUAUUUUGCUGAUCACUGCACUCGUUUGACAAACAGGAACCACAUGGAAGAUUGUGGAUUUAUUGUUACAACAAAUCACAUAUGUAUUACCAAUACUCGCUUAAACGCUUACAUUAUUCCAAAUCCAAUUCCCAUUUCCGAUAUUAAGUCCAUUUCGACAUCUUUGGAAACAGAUAAUGCAGUCGUUAUUCAUCUACCAGAAUAUAAUUCAGAGCUUAUCAUGACUUCUUUCAAAAUCGAGUUGAUGAAGGUCUUGAUGGACAGAUUUAAAGCCAUUACAAAUAGAGAAUUGGAAAUCAAAUUCUCUAAUGUCCUUGAAUUUGAUGUAGAUGACUCUACUUCCUUCGAAUUCGAUUUCGUUCGCGCAAAUGAUGGAGUUCGCAUGACAUUAUUCAUCAAAGCGAAGACUGCUAGACCUCCAGCUACUCAUUAA